Messenger RNA from Anopheles moucheti, 2774 nucleotides. It is a transcript of the gene Ent3, whose product is annotated as equilibrative nucleoside transporter 4. The record is from RefSeq and is a predicted model, not a curated record. Gene Ontology annotation, biological process: nucleoside transmembrane transport. Gene Ontology annotation, molecular function: monoamine transmembrane transporter activity; nucleoside transmembrane transporter activity. The transcript has 6 exons. NCBI's taxonomy places the organism in Eukaryota, Metazoa, Arthropoda, Insecta, Diptera, Culicidae. The coding region runs from base 707 to 2761 and encodes 684 amino acids. Gene Ontology annotation, cellular component: plasma membrane.
AAGUCGAAAAGAUACGGAAAGUGUGUGUGUGUGCAAAACCAGCCCGAAAAUGUGCAGCGCAAAGGAUACUUCGGCCAUAACGUUUCGUGUUCGGUAUUACUGUGGUUUUCCACAGCUAAAUGAUCGCUCAAUGUUCGGUGCUGUGGAAAAUCUGUUCCAUUCGCGUGCCAAACAGUGAUUGACCAAAACACUCGCGCACACACACCGUGGGUGGAAAAAAUGCGAUCGAUUGCGUGUGGUGGUGACCUUUACGGUGGCGGUGUAGUGCGUACGGGAUAAACUGUUUCGCUUCUUGUUCACACGCCCGGUGUGCAAACUAUCACACACAGCAGGCCACGCCGUCGUCGAAGAAAAAGGAUGAACGAGAAAAAUCGAAACGUACGAAACGAUUUCAGUGUGUGCGACAGGCCAGUGCAAGGGUACGAACCCCUGCCGGGUAUCCGGCAUAGCCGACGCGGUACACCAUCGAGAGCAGUUUGAGUUCAUACCCAACGAGUUCCCGUUCCGCUCCGUGGCGUGUAGAAAACACUUGACUUGUACCCACCGCUGGAGUUAUCCCCGUGUGUUUGUUUGUGUGUGUGUAUGUGGGAGGAUUAACCGCUCCGAAACAGCUGCAGGCGGCCUUCAGCCCUUGUUGGACGAUUGGCCCGGGGCGGGUGAGUGGGGAAGGAAAAAGGUCACACGCUGCGGCGCCGCACUUGGAACGAUGAUGGAAGCGUCGGAAAAUGGGAGCAGCACCGGUGGUGGUGGUGGUAGCGGUGGCGGAAGUAAUGGAGGCGGACACACCUCAUCCUACGAACCGCUGGAAGGGCGCCGUACCUUCGACACAUCCGACAGUCCCGACCUGGACGGUGGCGGUCCACCGAAGGAUCGGCGGCGACUUGUCUUUUUUGCCCUCAUGACGGCCGGUGUCGGUUUCGUGCUUCCUUAUAACAGCUUUAUAAUCGCCGCCGACUACUGGCAGUCACGGUUUCCCGGCCAAUCGGUUGCACUGGACAUGUCGAUGACUUACAUCAUUGUUGCGCUAGCGACAGUGCUGCUGAACAACGUGUUUCUCACACUGGCACCCUUCCGGGUACGGGUGGCAUUCGGUUACGCCGUUUCCUUCACAACGCUCGUGUUUGUCGCACUGUGCGAAGUGGCGUGGCACAUGUUCACCGCCAAAACGGCCUAUUCAGUCAAUCUGGCUGCCGUUUCGCUUGUUGCUAUGGGAUGCACUAUCCAGCAGUCCAGCUUCUAUGGGUUUGCGAGCAUGCUGCCGAAACAGUAUACCCAAGCGGUGAUGGCGGGCGAAAGCUUGGCUGGGUUUCUGGUAUCUUCCAACCGGGUUGUUACGAAGCUGCUGAUCAAGAGUGACCGUGCCUCGACCGCGAUCUUUUUUCUAACCUCGACCGUGUACAUUGCGUUCAGCUAUGUGCUGCACUCGAUCACGACACACUCACCGUUCGUCCGAUACUACAUGAAGGCCUGUGCCAAAAUCGUCCUACGUCCGGACGAUGAUCACACACUGAGUGAAACGCUUGAUGGAGACAUAUCGAGCACGCGGUACGGUGUGCUCACACUAGACUCAAGCCCACCCGUACAUAUGCCACCAGGAUCCACAGCGUUAAGCUUUAGCAAUCCGGUGUACGACCUGUCGAAUCCGACCGCCGGUGAGACGGUGCUUGAAACGAACAUGACCAACCUGUCGUCAACCGGCGAUGUGACGACGCGCUCCAUCACGGCAACAACCGCACCGAGCAUGGACGUACCGAACGUCGCGUUCAAGGUGGAACACGUGAUGACACCGGACAUCUGCAGCUCCGGGCGGUUGGGCAGCUUUCGGAGCGGGCUCGAAUCACGCUGGAAAGUGGCGCGGGCCAUCUACCCGUACAUGGCCUGCAUUGCGAUGGCGUACUGUGUAACGCUGUCCCUCUAUCCCGGCAUUGAAUCGGAGAUAAUUUCGUGCAACCUCGGCACCUGGAUGCCGGUGCUGCUGAUGUUUACGUUUAACGCUUCCGAUGUGGCUGGGAAGCUGCUUGCCGCCGUACCGUACAGUUGGUCCCGCCGGCAGCUGAUACUCAUGUCCGGUUUGCGGGCACUGCUCGUGCCGCUGAUUCUGCUCUGCUGUUCACCGCGUGAGCAACCGGUCAUUGCGGGCGAGGCGGCUGCAUUUAUAUUUACCGCGGCGCUGGGCAUCACCAACGGGCUGGCGGGCAGUUUGCCCAUGAUGCUCGCCCCGGACAAGGUGUCCGCGACGUUGCGCGAGGUGACCGGCAACAUGAUGACGCUGUCGUACAAUAUCGGUUUAACGGCCGGUUCGCUGGUGGGGUACGUGUUCGAUGCCAUGCUUGGACCGCAGCUUCCUAACCCCUGUCCGCAGUACCCGUUCGUACCGCCGAAACCUAAUCAACCACCGGGCGGGAUCGGUAUUAACGGAAGCCAUCCGCUGGCCGGUAGUGGCGGGAUUAGCAGCACCGCCACUAGCACCACCGUAGCAACGCUACUUACCACGCUGACGGUGGCCGUACUGCGCAGUACGGCUAGCAGUCCGCUGGAGACGAGCACCAUAUCAUCGAUGCCCACGACCGUUGCCGCCACGACCACCAGCUUAACGACGCUCCGGAGCGGCGUGGACGUGGUCGGUACGACAGCAUCAUCCCUGUCCGCUACGUCCACAGCAUCGCCACCAUUCGAUAGUGCGCAGCUUGCAACGGUCGCCGCAACCUUCCUCUACAACGCAACCAGCGCUCUGCUUGAUCCCAGCUCAGCCCUAGACUAGAGCAAAAUCUGAA